Molecule: messenger RNA, 1207 nt
Organism: Phoenix dactylifera (date palm)
Lineage: Eukaryota; Viridiplantae; Streptophyta; Magnoliopsida; Arecales; Arecaceae
Product: ras-related protein RABE1c
Molecular function (GO): GTP binding; GTPase activity
Source: RefSeq, a predicted model, not a curated record
UGACGCCAAUCCGUACACAGCAUCCGGCUUCCAAAGGGUCGGAAGGGCUUGAACGAGUCCAGACGCGGUCUUCCGACGACGGACCAAAAGAACCCGGCGAUCCCAAAAGCGACGACCCGCCGAGCAAAACGCGGCAGUUAUUUUGCGGAAGCCUCCAGGAGGACAAUAACAAGCCACCGGGCGGUGACUGCACCGCGACCGCGAGGCGCAGGAGUCUGGGUGUGACUUGUGAGAAAGGUAGAUCCGUGAUCGUGGCGGGGAAUUAGGGAUUUCGGCCCCUCGAUCGGUUGUAUUGUUGUUGCUGUUGUUAUUGUUGUGUUUUGAUUUGAUGGCUGCUCCACCUGCUAGGGCUCGGGCGGACUACGAUUACCUCAUAAAGCUUCUCCUGAUCGGAGACAGCGGUGUUGGUAAAAGUUGCCUCCUCCUGCGUUUCUCGGAUGGCUCUUUCACCACCAGUUUCAUUACCACAAUUGGCAUUGAUUUUAAGAUAAGAACAAUUGAGCUGGAUGGCAAGCGGAUUAAGCUUCAAAUAUGGGAUACAGCUGGUCAGGAACGGUUUCGAACUAUUACGACUGCUUACUACCGAGGGGCCAUGGGUAUUUUGCUCGUCUAUGAUGUCACUGAUGAGUCAUCUUUCAACAACAUAAGGAACUGGAUCCGAAACAUCGAACAACAUGCUUCCGAUAAUGUGAACAAAAUUCUUGUGGGUAACAAGGCUGACAUGGAUGAAAGCAAAAGGGCUGUGCCUACUUCAAGGGGCCAAGCACUUGCGGAUGAGUAUGGCAUCAAGUUUUUUGAAACUAGUGCAAAGACGAAUCUAAAUGUGGAGCAAGUCUUCUUUUCAAUAGCUAGAGAUAUCAAGCAAAGGCUUUCAGAAACUGAUACCAAACCUGAGGACCGAACAAUUAAGAUUAACAAACCGGACCAGGCGGCUGCUGAGGGCAGUGCACCAGCGAAGUCCGCUUGCUGUGGUUCGUAAGUGAACAAUCGGUGGUGGCGUUGGGGUGGGUGUUGACUUUGUUGGGAACUAAUUAUCUUGUUAUAGGUCAAUGUUGUUAUGAAGAUAAUCAUUACAUGGCGAGUGCUUGUAUUUUUAAUCCUUUCAUUCUUUGCAACUACUGGUCUGGUGUGUAAUGUAGUUCUUCCAGUGCUGGGGAACCUAUUGACUUUAUUUUUUGGCAUGGGGCGGCGAACUGUGUUCCUUUUA